AUGGCUGAAGUUAAGAAGAGAACCUUCAAGAAGUUCACCUACGGUGGUAUCACCCUCGAAUCCUUAUUGGAUCUCAAGGAAGACCAAUUGUCAAAGAUCCUCAGAUCUAACGCCCGUAGAAAGAUCAGACGUCAAACACCAAUUAAGCACCUCAACGUCAUCAAGAAGUGCCGUAAGACCAAAGCUGCCGUCACUGAAGUCGGUGAAAAGCCAAAGACCGUCAAGACCCAUUGCCGUACCAUGUUGAUCGUCCCAGAAAUGAUCGGCUCUGUCAUUGCCGUUUACAACGGAAAGCAAUACAACCAACUUGAAGUCAAGCCAGAAAUGGUUGGUCACAUGACUGGUGAAUUCUCCCUUUCUUACAAGACUGUGUCUCACGGUCGUCCAGGUAUUGGUGCUACUCACUCUUCCCGUUUCAUCCCACUCAAGUAA
Molecule: messenger RNA, 432 nt
Organism: Cavenderia fasciculata
Lineage: Eukaryota; Evosea; Eumycetozoa; Acytosteliales; Cavenderiaceae
Gene: rps15
Product: 40S ribosomal protein S15
Exons: 3
Coding region: 1-432 (143 amino acids)
Biological process (GO): ribosomal small subunit assembly; translation
Cellular component (GO): cytosolic small ribosomal subunit; ribosome
Molecular function (GO): structural constituent of ribosome
Source: RefSeq, a predicted model, not a curated record